AUGGAGAAACUCAACGAGGCCGUCAUGGUCAUGAACAGGUCACUGCAGGAGAUCAACAUUGAGAACAUGAAUGUCGAGCUUGUCGCUCAGAUGUUUAAGAACUACCAGUCCAAUGUCUUGUUCCAUCUCGAGGGUACGUUUCUUGUCACUAUGCAGACCUUAGUGAAGUAA
This is a messenger RNA of Colletotrichum fioriniae, 171 nucleotides long. The record is from RefSeq and is a predicted model, not a curated record. Lineage: Eukaryota; Fungi; Ascomycota; Sordariomycetes; Glomerellales; Glomerellaceae.